This is a messenger RNA of Varroa destructor (honeybee mite), 2059 nucleotides long. RefSeq names its product annexin A5-like. The record is from RefSeq and is a predicted model, not a curated record. Gene Ontology annotation, cellular component: nucleus; vesicle membrane; cytoplasm. Gene Ontology annotation, molecular function: calcium ion binding; phosphatidylserine binding; calcium-dependent phospholipid binding. NCBI's taxonomy places the organism in Eukaryota, Metazoa, Arthropoda, Arachnida, Mesostigmata, Varroidae.
GGCCUCCAUGUGGGUGCCUUGGUAGCUGAUUAUUUGAAAAUUAUGGGCAUAGUUACGGCCGAUUGGAACGAAAUUAUGUGUGGCUCGAUGCAGUUGGGCAUACCUAAUUUUUCUGGUAAACGAAGUUCACUCUACAGAAGUCUGAAGCGUAUUAUUUUACGAAUAUACCAAGGACAGUACCUGUCUUCGUCGGGAGUUGGGUAGACGUUGAAGUAUAUGACUAUUCUAAGUUCUAAUAAGUUUAGGAGAACCUAGAUCCUCGUCUACCAGCAAGUAGAAUGGCUUCGGGAGACGUUAGCAUGCAAAAAGGAAAAUCUAAGGACCCUAAUAAUGAAGAACCACGUCGAUCGACAAGGUUUCCAGGGAUCUCGCAGUUGCUGCGAUCACCCAUGGAUCACUAUUCCGAUCAUAGCCGAGCAUCUGUCGUAGAUUUCCCUUCGAAGAAAAUCCAGGAUGCCAGUCAGGUCCAGCGCCUACUUAGCGUACCUGAUACCGAUGGGGAUGAACUCCUGCAAUUGCUGUGCCGCCGCAGCACUGAGCAACGGAUGGAAAUUAACUGCGAGUUCAAGAAGCUUUUCGAGAGCGAUAUCUCUGCCGAAAUUAAACGUGCUAUACCGAAAGACUCGGAGCUUCGACGCCUACUGCUAUUCCUCGUUACGCCAAACGACGAGUAUCUUGCCCAAGAGCUGUGGGAUGCACUCUGCGAUGCUAAAAACGUGGAUCUGCGUACCAUUAUUGGAAUUAUGGGUACCCACAAAUGGCAAGAUCUACAAAAGAUCCGUUGUGCGUACUUCCGACGCUUCCAGCGAUCUCUUGAGAAGGAUCUGGUCCGCGUCAAAAAUCCUUUGCGCUGCGGACUUCUUCACAUACUAAGAAAUGAAGUUGAUAAUAGGCCUGUGGACAUGAAUAAGACGAAAAAACACUCAGCUUUUUUGGGCAGAAGCACAAUUGAACGAGGUGAAGAAACCACGAAAGUUUUCAUGCAGGCUGCAUGUAAGUACGGAUUCGCCCACAUGCGUGUUGUAGACUUAGCGCGGCAAAAGAUAAACUUCGAGCCAAUAGCGGACGCGGCCCAACGAUUGCUAGGGGGUAAUGAAGGCGCUUUGGUCGCAACGCGAUUCCGGAUAGCGUUGGAUGAGCCUGCUUAUUAUGCGGAAACGCUACGGAACUCUUGUCAGGGUAUGAGUACAGAUCAUGCGACGGUUAUACGCAUCGUAGCCGGGAGGUCUUCUAUUGACAUGCAAGACAUCAAAGUAGCGUUUAGGAACAAGUAUCACCAAACUCUGGAGCAAUGGCUUCGUGGAGGCACUGUAGGAUUUUACCAAGACGGCCUUGUUCGGCUCACUCAUGGCAAUCGAGCUGAAGUAGACAAACUUACGCUUGUGCAAAAGCCAGAUUCAUAGGUGUAAUCCGUAAACCGUUGGAUACUUGAAUUUGCUGUGAUAUCAAAACAGGAUCAACCUUCAUCAUAAUUCCUGUUAGGAAAAAUUUUCGAACUCACAAUGAAAAAAUGGCGGGAGUAUGAAAAAUGGAGGGAGUAAGCACCUCUGUACGAUCGAGGCCAGUCUAUUGGCCUUAAUUUACUCACAUGGCAAAGCUGCUGUUGAUGUUAGAUCACUGAUCCAAUCCCUGUAGGGGAUCAUUCGACGAAAAUACUGUUCGUACACGACAUAAAUCGGUGUUUCAAUAUUUACACCGUUGAGCCAUAUGGACGACUGGCCACAGCUGCUUUCAGCGCAAUGCUCUACGCUUGCUCCGAUUUACACCCCAAUAACACGGCUCCCGUGGCUCUCGAACUCUUUGGGGGCGCUCCAGACGAAAUCGCGUGACAUGCGCCGAUAACUUCCGCAUGCUUGCUCUCCGUCACAGUCAACUAUUUACCAGCAGAGACAAGCUGCGAGUUCAAUCGACAGCUUGCCCUCGCACUGGGAAAUAGUGUUCAGGCAAGCUGCCGCCGCCGCCGCCUCUUCCGUCCCAGCGGUGCCGUAACUAUGUCCCGCAGUCGUGUAAAUUAUAUUGUAUAUGCAAAAAUCACUGUGCCACUGAUGUAGCCAUCGGU